Molecule: messenger RNA, 8133 nt
Organism: Rhinolophus ferrumequinum (greater horseshoe bat)
Lineage: Eukaryota; Metazoa; Chordata; Mammalia; Chiroptera; Rhinolophidae
Gene: RHBDL3
Product: rhomboid like 3
Exons: 9
Coding region: 119-1345 (408 amino acids)
Cellular component (GO): membrane
Molecular function (GO): calcium ion binding; serine-type endopeptidase activity
Source: RefSeq, a predicted model, not a curated record
CGGAGGCGGCGCGGCGCGCACUGAGUCCCCCGAGCGGCGCCGCCGCUGCGGCGCAAAGUUAGCCGGGCGCGCCGGGACGAGCCCGCAGCCGCUGGCUGGCGGUGGACCCCGCUUCGGCAUGGGCGAACACCCCAGCCCGGGCCCCGCGGUGGCCGCCUGCGCCGACGCUGAGCGCAUCGAGGAGCUGGAACCCGAGGCCGAGGAGCGGCCGCCGGUGGCCCCAGAGGACCACUGGAAAGCCCUGUUUGAUCAGUUUGACCCAGGGAACACAGGCUACAUCAGCACAGGCAAGUUCCGCAGCCUCCUGGAGAGCCACAGCUCCAAGCUGGACCCGCACAAAAGGGACGUGCUCCUGGCUCUCGCUGACAGCCACGCGGAUGGGCAGAUCUGCUACCAGGAUUUUGUCAACCUGAUGAGCAACAAGCGGUCUAACAGCUUCCGCCAAGCCAUCCUGCAGGGGAACCGCAGGCUCUGCAGCAAGGCCCUGCUGGAGGAGAAAGGGCUGAACCUCUCGCAGAGGCUGAUCCGCCAUGUGGCCUAUGAGACCCUGCCCCGGGAGAUUGACCGGAAGUGGUACUAUGACAGUUACACCUGCUGCCCCCCACCCUGGUUCAUGAUCACUGUCACACUGCUGGAGGCAAGGACAACGGUUGCCUUUUUCCUCUACAAUGGAGUGUCGCUGGAUCAAUUUGUGCUUCAGGUAACCCACCCACGAUACCUGAAGAACUCACUGGUUUACCACCCCCAGCUCCGAGCACAGGCUUGGCGUUACUUGACGUACAUCUUCAUGCAUGCUGGGAUAGAACACCUGGGACUCAACGUGGUGCUGCAGCUCCUGGUGGGGGUACCCUUGGAGAUGGUGCAUGGAGCAACCCGCAUUGGGCUGGUCUACGUGGCCGGAGUUGUGGCAGGAUCCUUGGCGGUAUCUGUGGCUGACAUGACCGCGCCAGUUGUGGGCUCCUCUGGAGGGGUAUAUGCGCUUGUCUCUGCUCAUCUGGCCAACAUCGUGAUGAACUGGUCAGGCAUGAAGUGCCAAUUCAAGCUGCUGCGGAUGGCUGUGGCCUUGGUCUGUAUGAGCAUGGAGUUUGGGCGGGCUGUGUGGCUCCGGUUCCACCCGUCGGCCUAUCCCCCGUGCCCUCACCCGAGCUUCGUGGCGCAUUUGGGUGGUGUCGCCGUGGGCAUCACCCUGGGUGUGGUGGUCCUGAGGAACUAUGAGCAGAGGCUGCAGGACCAGUCGCUGUGGUGGAUUUUUGUGGCCAUGUACACCAUCUUUGUGCUGUUCGCUGUCUUCUGGAAUAUCUUCGCCUAUACCCUGCUGGACUUAAAGUUGCCACCACCCCCCUGAAGGGCUGGGGGACCAAGGUCGGGGAGGGGAGGGCGAAGCAGCAUCAGGAAGGAGCGUCUGUGUUCUUUUUCUCAUCACCAGCUCAGUGGGGCCACGGAGGACAGGACAAGCGACACUAGGCCGCUGUAAUAUUUGUGUUCAGAGUUGGACAUGCACAGGAGGCUCUUUUCUGAGAAGCGUCUGCUGGAGAAGUUGGAUGUGGCUACCGUUGUAUUCUGGACUUUUCUGAAGAUAAUAGGGCCGGGGCAAAGGCCUGGGGUGGGGUGACAGGGGCCGUCCUCUGGGCUGGGCUUCUUCCAUGCAUUCAGUGAUCGCCUCCCCCAUUACAGAUUGGGCAGAAGCCUUAUCCUCCACUCUGAGAGACCGGAUGGGUGUAAGCAAGGCCUGAGGGGGUAGUAGCAGGCAGGCCCUUGUCCAGACUAGAGAUGACUGCAGGCCAGGAAAUGUGCCCUCUCCAGCUGUAGGGUCUGGUGGACAUGGUGACGUUGGCCUGGGGGAGUCCAAGGUGCCCUUCUGUGCCUGUCGGUGAGCACUAGGUGUGGCCUCUGGUGCCUGGGUGGGUGGACAGAGGAGAGAGAUUGUGUAACUUCAGGCCUCACCCUUGUCCUGGGGGUACACAGCAGGAGGAACCCCAGCAAGAGGGAAUGAACUUCAUCCUAAGUUCCACCCUGGGGAAGUCCCAGGACCAACUGUGCCGUCUCCCUCCCUUUCUCCCAGAAUGCUGACGUCUCACACCAGUGCCCCAGUGUCCCUUCCCUUCCAUUGCCCUGACCCUACGUGAUGCCUCUCCUUUGGUUGUGGAAACGAUGCUCCGAUGCGUGUGCGCUCGCACGGUUUGGUGGGCGGAGAUGCCCGUGUGAUGGGAAAGACCGCGGGAGGGGCCGAGGAUACUGCAGAGGAAGCCCGAGGGGCAGCGGGGUCUGUGGAGGCGUCUAUGUGAGAGGAAGGGAGGGGCUGAGAGGUGGAGACGUGGUGCCUGAGGAUCCUUGCUUUUAGCAAAGCUUGCCCCUUCUUUCCCAAGCCCCCACCCCUAUCCCUUCCAGGCCUCUAAGAAUCACUGACCAGUGAAAGAAUUGUCCCCGGCGCGGGGAGACCUCGCACCCUUCCAGGGCCUCUCAGGAUCCUGAGGGUUUCCUCACCUUUGCCAAGUUCUGCUCUGGGGUGGCGUUCAUAUCUGGAAAGGUUCUGUUCUGUCUCCCUUAGGAGGGAAAGGGCUUUGAGGGUGCAAGACAGGCUGGGGCAGGAAUAUUAAAGCCAUGUUUCCUUUUGAGUCAGGAGGACAGGAGGUUGCAGCUAAAGGAAUUCUAAUUUAGGCGGCACACUGCUUCUAAAGAGGAAUUGUUGGGUGUUUGGAGGAGCAUCAAAGGUGAGGACAGCCCACAGAGUCAGAUGCUCGGAGCUAGGAGGGAACGGAACCCUAUCACGUCCAUCCCCACCCCCAUUUCACAAGUGGGACUAUGAGGCCAAGCCAAUGACCCCCACCAGGGGCUGGUGUGCCCCGAGGGGAGAGCGUGGGGCCUUUGACAGAAUGUCACUCCUUUGGUACUGCUCUUGAACUCCCAACUACUGACAGCCCAGAAGGAUGAAGAAUCGAAGUCUGGGAGGCAAAGGGGCUGGGUUCGUGCAGGAACAAGGGCAGGAGUGUGGGGACCGCCUUCUGCCAGCUACGUGCUCAUCAGAGCCGUUAUGCACUCUGAAGUCCGAAGUCAGCCAGGCCAGACGUUUAAAGGUCGUGGGCUCCUGUGGCUUCCUAUCCCCAGUGGUCACACACAUAUGGGCAGUCUUCCGACCCAGGGCACCCCGCUCAGCCGCAGGCUAUGCCAGGCCCUUCCAUGCCUUUGCCCAAUGCUAAAUAGAUUGUCCUGGCCCCACAUACGGCUCCCGAGGUGCUGCAGUGUGCCAGUCCUGUGCUGAGGACGGCCCACCUGAGGUGGCGUGGGUCCAGAUCUUUGGCUGAGCUUCGUCGCCUGAGACACCCUGUCUGUGCCCUUCCAGCCAUUCUGUGUCCUCUUGAGAGAAAGGUGUAACUGGAAGAGUGAGCUUCUCAGGAGAGGAGACUGAGUUGGAACUGGGGGCCAAGAAGACUUGGGGAAGGCUGAGGAAGGGGGCCUUGGCCAUGGGCCACAGCUGCUGCUGAACCCAAGUGGUGAGGUCCCUUCCUGGAGGAGCAGAGGCAGCUAGUACCUCUCCAGGUCCUGUUUGGCACCUGGGGCUUCUGGGUUGUGCGUGGAAGGAGCAGAGAGCCACCACUGUCUUUGUCUGGUGUGGCCUGGAGAGGGGCCUUCUUCUCUCAGGUGUACGAAGACUGUGGACCAGAAGACUCUAGAAAGCCCUCAGAGAAGCAUCCAGUUCCCUCAGGGCUUCAGAUAAAAUCUGGUUACUGAGAACGACAGCCUGAGUUGGAAAUCCCACCUGCCGUCCUGGUAACUGUCCUUCGAGGUCUGGAGCCUGCUAAGAGAGCCUCACCGACGCCGUCGGCCACCAGCCCCAACUGCUCCAUCAACGGAGUAUCCAAAGGCAACCCAAAUGUUCUUUGGUCGGCCUAUCACCCAUCUCCACUACCCUCCAGCAACCAUCCUUUCCAAGCAGGGAUGACAACAGUCACUUCACACAACCCAGGUCUCCCACCCAGGGCCGGAGACAGCUGUCUGGUAAGAAAGGUUUCCUUUUUGGUGUCAUGCUUUCUCCUCAGCAGGUUCCUUUGUUCCCUCGCUCCCAGUACCCUGCUGGCAUCAUUCCUCCUUCCUCACCCAGUAUGGCCACCUGGCCGGUGUGCAGAAAAGUGAGGGUGCAGUGAAUCUUCAGGCUGUGGACGGAGGUCAGAUUUGUGUCCACACGACACAAGAGUUGAAAUCUAGGGAUUCCGCACACAGCAGCCACAGACGUGCUCUCUCGUUAAACAGAAGAGGAAUCACAGAAACGGGGGACGGGGAGGAGAAAACAAACCUUCAAAGCAGAAAUUUCCCUUCAAUGACACCAUUAAUCAUUCGUUUUUUAAUUAGGAAAAGCUCCCUAAUGAGGCACUUUUGCCAGCUAAUAGGAUUCUCAAUUUCCAUGAGAACUCUUCUUGCCCAGAAGAUUAGGGGAAUCAAUUGCUCACGAAGCCCAGAUCUUUCCCCAGUGUCCAAUUUCGGUUGCGAAUAAUGCAGGUUCCCGAGCACAGCGCGAGGCCUUUCCUGGCAUCAUAGUCGUGUUGCUCCCAGGGCUGGCUGGAAAGCGCCAGCACUCCUCUGCCUUAAAAAACAGCCCCCAACACUGAACUCCCUGCCCCCCCCCAUACACACACAAGGACUUAAAUGGAAAACAAAACACUGCAAUGUUUGUGUCUAAAUAUUUUUGUAUUGUGUACAUUCUGUAUAUUUUUGUUGUAACAUAUUAUUUGAGCACAGAUUCCAUUAAAGAUUUUUUUUUUAAGGCCUUGGUUAUUCAGAAAGUGACCUGAAGGGCUGGCCUGAUUGGGGCCCGUUUCAUCUCCAUCUGGGUCUAGGUAGGGGGGAGAGUGGGUAGCAGGAGUGGUGGGUCUAUGAUUUAUACAUUCCAAAUCAGGCAUUGGUUCUGGGUGCCUGUGUUUCAGGUUUGGUGGUUCUUAACCUUUCUUGAGUUACUGAAUGCUUUUGAGUGGUUGAUGAAAGCUAUGAUUUCUCUUCCUAUAAAAAUGCACAGAUAGACAGUUUUGUGUAUGAUGGGGGGAGGAAUGGCUGUGAAUAAGGAAACUGAUGCAUGGCUUCCGGGCCAGAACCUGUGCGCCUGCUGUCUGUUCCGCCUUCCCCUUCCAUCCUUACUCUAUAUCCCGAUGAGAGAUUAAUACUUGGACUACUAUUCUUGGAAGAAUCUUCUUUGAAAUUUCCUAAGUACUUCCUUCUUUACCCUGAUGGCCUAGUCUUUAGGCCUUUCUGGGGGCUGUCAACAGCCUAUCCCCUGAUCUUGAGGAACGAUAGGAAUAUUCUCCAUGUAAAAGGGCGUGGUGGUCAAUUCAUACACAGAAGGGGCAAACGAGAGGAGUAUAAAUGUUAAAGGUAAAAUCUAGUGCUUGGUGAGUUUAGCACUCAAGUGCGCUUUGAGUAGAGGCAGCCUGAGAAAGUGAACUGUUUUCACCCGUUUUUCUAAACCAGUGGCAGGAUAUAUAGUUUUGCCAUUCAUAACUGUUAAAUUUCGUUGGAGGAUUAAACUACCCUGUUAAAUUCAGUAUGGGCAUUGUGUCCUGUAACAUUCUUUCACAUCAGUUUCCAGGGUAUCGUUUUUAAAUAUUUCUAAAUGCUGCAGAAGUCAUUCCAAAACAAACUUUAGAGUACAGUGCAGGCUAAAGGUCAAAGAACCCACUUCUCUUUGGAGCGCAAAGUGACUUCCCUGGAAGGAAAGUCGGGACCCUGUCUGAGACCAGUGUUCCCAGGUCAGUUCUGGGCUCCCACACCUGAGGCAUGUAAAGGCAGGCUCCCUGGACACCCCAAAACUGUUCCAUUAGCUUUGCCUUUGGCCUCCCAUCACUUCUCUUUUCACUUUUCUGGUUCCUCCCUCCUACCAGAUUCUCAUUCUCCCGAUAACUUAAUGUUUACCAAUAAUGUAAUUAUGAAGAACAUUUCCUGAGUACCUACUAUGUGCUAGGUACUGGAGGAAGCAUUUUCAAUCUUAUUCUCAUGUAUUGUACAGCUACUUGGCAUGAAGUGUGUAUAAGUAUCCCCAUAUUGACACAUGAGGGGAAGGCUUAGGGAAGGUCGUAUGUAGCACGGCUGCCUGGUUGCAAAGUUCAUGCUCUCAGCCCUCAGGUGUCUGUACAGGACUUCAAGGACUCUAACUCUGUAGAAGUGUCAGGGUGUUUGUUUAAAGAUCCUGUCUCACUGUAGUAAGGCCAUCCAGGAACAGUAAUGAACCUUGGAACAUUCACCCAGUGUUCACUUAUCAGAAUCUCCAUUUUGUCCGCCGCCCUCCUGGAAGUAGUUUACAGGAAAAUCCACAGCUAGCAAUUCAUUAUUGCUCCCUUGAUUUCCAGAAUCUAGCAUUUAUGCUAACUCAGAAUGAUUUAAAGUUGGUGAGUCCCACUUAGGAAGUUUAGCAGUUACAGAACUGGAGCUGCCCUCUUAGACCCAAGUGGAAAGACUUGAUUGAAGCCAGCCGGGUUUCCAUUCCUGAGAAGACACAGGGUUAGGAAAGUGUAGUCCUAGUAACUGAAUCUUAUUUCCGAGAAGCCUGCAGGCUUUUCUGGCAUCUAGUACAAGCGAUCCUCUGGUACAGGACAGGCAUUCUGUCAUGGUUAAUAAUGAAUGAGAGUGAAAGGAAGUGACCUGGGUUAUUGCGUGCUACAGGUGUAACUUUACUGGACAAUGAAUAAAACAUUGUGAUGGAAAUUGCUCUUACACCCUGCCUGAUGCCUCUUGUAAGAUGCACAAAGAUGUAUCCCAGCAGGUGAUUUGAUUUUCAACAAAUUCCUUAACAUAACAAGUAUAAUUUCCCCACAAACUUGUUGUGAAUUAAUUAAAAUGUCAGGCCUGAGAAUUGAGCUCAUUAAAUAAAAAUGACUGCAUUGGUGAGAAGCUAAGUUGUAUUAUUAUUAUCAUUAUUAUUAUUAUUAUUGUUAUUAUUACAAAUAUAAUUACAGAUAAACUGAAACCAUUUUGAUACAUGACAAACAUACAUUCCCUCUGUGUGUAUAGCACACAAAUAAUACAUAAGUGUAUUCCACACUGAACAAAUCCUUUCCAAAACUUUAAAAGUUAAUACAAUUAGCUUAUUAAGAUUUGAAUACAGUACGUUUCUGGUCAUGAGCUGUUUGAGUUUCUUCUCAUGGUCAACAAGACAUUCAAUUCCAUGUCACCGUUUUCCUUGUCUAAAGUGAUACAGUUUAUCACAGACUUUUAAAAUAAGACUGUAAUGUAUACAACUGUAAUGUAGUGAGCCUACAUUACAAAAUAUGUACAUAAAAGUUCACAUAAAGAAUAUGUAAUUAUACCUUGACUAUAUCCAUAAAUGACUUAAAGCAGGUAAUAUAUUUGCUUUCAAAUGCCAUUUACAACAUGGACUCUUGAAAGACAUGUAAAUUUGAAAAAGAAAAAUGUUUUCCAGACUCAAAAUGUUGAUGUCCUAAUGUUAUUUAUUUAAAAAAUUAAUUUCCAAGCGGGCCAACCAACUACAUUAGAAAAAGUCGAUGCAAGGGUAGUGCCAUAAAAUUGCUUAUUUCCCAUAGUCAUUCUGAAUUUAAUGCUAUAAAAAAUGCUACUUGGAUUUUUUUUCCGACACUGCCUACAAUCCAAGUUAUUAAAGUUUAAAACCAUAUGAAAGCCUUUAUGAAGAUCCUAAAUUGUAUUUCUCAUUAAAGGAAAAGAAAUGGCUUACUGAGUCAUGUCCCUAGACUUCUGUAGAAGAGAAGGCAGGCUGUUGUCAGUCAUUUUGAAAAUUAAAACUCAGCAGUUAAUGUGAAGGUAUAUGAGGUCAGGAGAGGAUUUUUAUGGACUCGUGUGCCUCCAAGCAUCCUGAGGGUGGUGAGAACAUAAGACUUCUGAUCUUCUAAACAAAAAUCAUUAUCACAUGGACUUAUUAAAGAGCUAUGCAGAACAAACUACAAUCAUGUGUGUAGCUACAGUUGGUUUCCAUGGGAGCUAUAAAUGGUUCUAGCUGCAGGCACUUUCAGCUGAUUUCGGAGUAAAACAUGAGGCUUGUAGAAAGUGCAAAAAACUGAAAUCAUGGGGCGGCCGGAUGGCUUGGUUGGUUAGAGCGGGAGCUCUCAACAACAAGGUUGCCGGUUCAAUUCCCCACAUGGGAUGGUGGGCUGUGCCCCGUGCAACUAAAGAUUGAAA